This is a messenger RNA of Anisakis simplex (herring worm), 1345 nucleotides long. Lineage: Eukaryota; Metazoa; Nematoda; Chromadorea; Rhabditida; Anisakidae. The record is from the annotation of a GenBank genome assembly.
AUGUCGGUCCAAACCGAAGACGUUUAUGAGACAGAGGAUUUGCCAGAAGAUGAGCAACAUCUGCGUGAAGAAGAGUCAACUGAAAAUUCCGAAGAAGUGGAACGCAUCCACAUCGACAUGGAAACUGCACUGAAACGUUUCAAAGGACGUAUGGUGAAUGCUGAUCAUGUCGAGUGCUACUUUCUGCUCUCAAAAUUUUCCUUUUCAGAUUUUUCUGACUCAAUAGCGAGAAAACGACGGACCGGAUAUGGUAGUGGUGCUUAUGUGCUUGAGGUGGUUGGCCCGAGUGCCGAAGAGGAAGAAACUGUCGAGCAGAAAUUCAACCGUUUGAAUUAUGAACUCAUUGAAUUGGCUGAAGCUGUGAAGGAAGAGGUUAUUUCAAGAAUUCGUUCAGAAAAGCAUGGUACCGAUAAGCAAUCAGUUGUGAAAGGAGAGGAUGUAAUCGAGAUGUUAGAAACCAUUCGGACGAUUCAUCUCAGUAAAACCUCACCUCAGCAACCAACCGACGUAGCCAAGGGGAAGUUCAUCAACCGAAAAAUUCAAAAUCGUUUGGAAUUCUCGGUCUCAUAUGAUCGAAACUGGUUCAAAUUAUAUGUGAAUAAAGAGUCCCUUAUCUAUGUUGUGAAGAAGACGAAAAAGGAUUUCAGCACUGAAACUGCACCGGCGCCGUCAGAGACAGGAAUGUCGUCAAGUGCAAAAUCAGGGUUAACAGGCGAUGAUAAUCGUUUAGUGGUAUUGGAGAAUCGUUUAAAACGUCUGGAAAGAUUUGUUUGUGGUGGAUGUGAUACUGUGGAUGAUUUGACGAAGAAAUUAUCACGCGUACCGUUAGCCGAAACAAUGGAAGAUUUAAGAAUGCGCGUUCAGCUCCUUCAUCCAACUCAUGUGGACGGCUUACAUUCUCGUAUUAACCAAGUUCUCGCUAAAUUAAAACAGGUGGAAGAGAAAAAAUUAGAGAAAACAGAUUCAGAUUUUGAGGAGAAGGUGUCAAAUUUAUACGAACUGAUGUCAAAGUGGGAUAAUACUUGUGUUGGUUUGCCUUCAGCCGUUCAAAGAAUACAUGGAUUGCAGAAACUGCAUGAACAAGGCUUGUUCAUUCACUCAUUCUUCUCACAGCCUCGAAUUCACGAAUAUUUCUCUAAAGCGAUGAUUGAAAUGAUGGAUGAAUGGACUUCUGGAUGCAUUUCAGCGCAGCAGUUCAGUACACGUUUAUCACAACUGGUUGGGGUUCGUGCGCAACUAGUGAAAAGUAUGGAGAGUGAGCAGAUGGCGAUGUUCGAUUUCAGGCAACAAGCACACGAGGCCAUUGAUAAACUCAAUUCUGAUAUCCAGAAAAUUAAUGAACGUA